Exophiala dermatitidis NIH/UT8656 is the source of this 4157-nucleotide messenger RNA. Its product is annotated as autophagy-like protein 13. The record is from RefSeq and is a predicted model, not a curated record. NCBI's taxonomy places the organism in Eukaryota, Fungi, Ascomycota, Eurotiomycetes, Chaetothyriales, Herpotrichiellaceae. The coding region runs from base 664 to 3726 and encodes 1020 amino acids. Gene Ontology annotation, cellular component: Atg1/ULK1 kinase complex; cytosol; extrinsic component of membrane. Gene Ontology annotation, biological process: protein localization to phagophore assembly site; mitophagy; autophagosome assembly. The transcript has a single exon.
GGCGACUAGUGUGGGUGGUACACAACGUCCCUGCGCUCGCUCUCCACUCAUCAUCAGCAUCAUCAUUGAAUCCAUCCGUAUCAUACUGUAGUUGUGACGGGUACGAAUGACUCGCAAAAUCGCAGUAUCUCUUCCAUCUCGUCCACUGCCUAGCUACGCCCUUCACCUUAUCGCCCGUCUUUGUAGUUUUGUUGCCUGGUUGAGAUUGCAGUUUGCCUGCUCCAUCGCCUGACCACGAGUCGGACCCAACGUUAACGGCGCCUGUCGCCUGUCCUUCUACCCCAAUCACAUGCCGGUUCCGUCAUAUGCCUGCGACUCGAGACCAUCGGGAACCUGAACCUCGACCUCAACAACUCGCCGCCCAUCCUCACACUGCACGCUGCCCUGCCCGCCCGUAGAUGGCUUGCUCAUCUACUUGAUCAAAAAGACUGUCGAAUGGCAUAGCUAAACCACUCCGAAAUCUCCGGAUCUGCUGUUUUGUCUCCCUAUCGAACGAAUGCCUUGACCGCUUGAUACACUCCCGGUGGAUAUCAAACAUUGAAAUACCAUGGAAGGAUAUCGGAUACCUGCUGUUACUCAUCGGUCCACUGAAUGCUAAGCCUGCUAGCUCUGUACUGCCUGCACUACAAGUGAAGACGCAUUCCUUGUCAAAGGUCAAACACCAUGCAUCAACAUCCUCGUCCACCACCUGUGACCGCGUCUCCCGCGAACUCCGAACAGACCAAUCCCACACGAACCAACAACCCCAGAGAUCGAGAUCUCCAGGCGCUGAGGACGACUUCGCCUCUGACCCAAGGGUCCGGUUCGUCGGAGGACUUUGCAAACGCACGGCAAGAUUCACCAGCGGACAAUCCCGGCGUGCAAAUGCAGCGGUUGAAUCAGGUCAUCCAGAACUUCCACACCAAGGCCGCCCUGAUCAUUCUCCAGUCUCGAGUAGAACUGUCCCCUGCCUACUCCCAGAAAACCGAGACCAAGCGGGUGAAUCGGUGGUUCAACCUCGACAUCGACGAAACCCACGAGUACAGGGACGAUAUCAAGAGAUGGAAGACCUGUGAUGUCGAAGACAACCGACCUCCACCGUUGGUGAUUGAGGUCUUUCUCACCACAGACCCUCUACAACAAGGCCAGAGGUUGGUGAUUGUGGAUGAGGACGGCAAGAGGUGGGACGUCAUGACCACGCUGUCAUCCCGGAACAAUCAUCGACGGAUGGCAGAAGCGAACGAGGUCAUUCUGGAGCGGUGGACGAUCCAACUCGGCGAUGCCACCGGUCCGGUUCCUCCAGACCUUGCUACGCUUUUGCCGCUGGUUUACAAGAAGAGCAUCGUCUUUUUCCGGUCUCUCUACACCUACAGCAACUUCCUUCCGGCGUGGAAGCUGUCGAGGAAGAUUGGAAAGUCCCGGUCGACAAUGGCCAUGAAGAUUGGAUAUCGCAUUGUCGAUGGCUCACAAAUGACUGGUUUGUCCCGACCCGACAACCUCAACUUAAGGCUGUUCGACAGCAAUUCCGACGUGCUGUCGUCAUAUGAUUUCGGCAUGACAGACUCGCCCGCCGGACCCUUUUCCGUCAAGGUCGACUACCGGCAGAAUUGCGAUUUCCGGAUAGAUGACUCGGAGGAACUAUUGAGUUCGAGGUUCCUCGGUGCUGAUGAUGACCUCUUCCGACCAUCUCUCCCGGUCAAUAGAGCGGGGACUCGAACGACAGAAGUCGGCUCUCUGCCUACUGACCGUCGGCAGCACCUUUUGGAAUCACCCGAGCUGGGACUUGCGUAUGGCAGCUUAUCUACUUUCCACCAAGCAGGCAUUGCCAGUGGAACAAGUCCGAUUUCGGCCCUUCGAAAUGCUCAGGAGUUCGACACCAGCUCUCCGCCGACUCCCGAACCAGCCAGACAAACCGUACACUCGCAUACGACAACAGCGGCUCAACCCUCACGAACCUCUCUCAGGGCUGUCGCAGCGAAUCGCCGAAGUUCGUUUUCAGUCCAUCCUUUCAAGACUCCCACACUCUCGGCUUCACCUCUUGGAGUCUCUCCGCUUGCGAGCUCCCCUCGAACACACUCUGCAAGGGUACCUACUUUGGGCUCGUUGACUGAAGAAGGAAUCCCUCCCCCGGCUGCCACCGCCCCGGUGACCCUGGCAGGACGUCGAGCGGGCUCUUUGACUUCAGACAAUGCCGUAGCUUCGUCGACGUCUAGCUCGCCAAAGCCAGCUCCCGUCACCAGAUAUAGCAGUAGCUUUAGCCAUCGCCGUGCCCGGCUGUCAUCCGGUGGCACAACUGCCCGUACCGACGAUGAUCAAACCAGCAGUGGUAGAGGCAGCGCGGCGUCUUCGGCUCAACCAGGGUCGGGAUUGAUGACUGAACCAGCAACGGGAGGGGGCAGCUCGGGUUCGGUGGCGGAGGACGAUGGAGAAAACAUCUCCGAGUUCUUGAAAAUGAUCGAGCUGCAAAAGGAUCUGCUGUCAUCGCCUUCGUCGGCCGCAGCGGAAGCGUCGACGCGAAGAACGGCGGCGGCCCUGAAUCGCUUCCACCGAAUGAGAGAGUCCAAUGCUGCACUGUCGGAGUCCAUGUCUUCUUCCCUGAUGUUGCAGAGAUCUUCGGGCUCUUCUAGUCGGCAGCUAUCAGGCGUUCCUCCCAUGGUGGCUGGGACGUCCAUUUCGACUUCUUCAUCGCCUGGCAAACCAAUUUCACCCCACACUCCACAUACACCUUUUGCGCCGUCCCGGCUUAGCGCCGCAUAUAGCCAUGACGACGGGGACACUCCGCAUCGAUUUUCGGUCGGAGAAGAGGCACCCUCGCCUUCGGAUGCUCCGACAGAAGAGACCGCUCAGGCCGAGUCGUCUACGGCCAAUGUGAAUGCGAUCGACAUACCCAAUUCGCCCAGGCCGUUUUUGCCAGGGUAUCCACGAUCAAGCUCGGCCCAACGGCAGCGACCGUUGAAUGAUGCCGACGAUGACGUUGCCGGGUUCUAUGGUAUGAGAAGUGCCAGUAUGGGAGCGGACCGACGGCGCGGUCAUGGUCACGGUCAUCGAAGGGAAGCUGCUCGAGCUGAUGAUGAUGACGACGGAGGAGAAGAGAGACCAGUCGAAUCUACGUUCUCGUCUCGUCGACACCGACCUAACGAAGGGUCUGUUAGACGCGCCUCUCAUCAAGCAGUGCCCCAUCGGCAUUCGGGACUAGCGACGGCAACACCGCUAGGAGCUUCAGAUGGAACAGGCUCAGAACCAGAACCAAGUGACUUGUCGGCUCGAGCGUCGGUAGCGGGAGAGGGACCGCCGGCAGGGUCUACCACAAAUACAAAUACUUCAUAUCUGGCUAGACAACGGAUUACGUCCCGACCACACCAAGCAGGAGGAUCGGGAUCGGGACCGGGAUCGUCGUCUAGUCGACUUGAUAGUGGUGCUAAUAGCGGUGGUGGUGGUAUCGUCAGUCGUGGUAGCGACGGCGUCGGUGAUGAGGAUGGCCCCGGUAACAGUGUCCAAGUUGGUGGUGAUGGUCAUGGUGUUGAUGCCGGAUCUACAGGCUCGGAGCCGACUUCCUCGUGGGCAGUGCGAGGAAGUGGUGGUGGUGGGCAUCACGGUCAUCAUCAUGGCAGUCAUCAUCGACGACAUAGUAGGGCCAGUGUCGUCAGUAACUUGAGUCGGCCGGCGGCGGGCGUGGGCCUGGACGAGGACGAUUUCCUCCCGUUUGCCAUGGAGAAGAGUGAUUUCAACAUGGGCGGGAAAGCAUAAGCCGGAGUUUUGACAGUGAACAAGUGAACCACUUGAAGGCGGUUGAACGAAGUUAUUACUGAAGCGAACUUUGUGAUUAAAUCGACUUGACUUGACUUGGCUUGGUGUGAUUUGACCUACUUUUUUUUUCCUGAGCUUUCACUUUUUAGGGGUUUGGUUUUGGUCUUGGUCUUGGUUUGCUCCGAGUCGUGGUCGUGCUCAUGACACGGUUGGUAUGGUACUCGGAUGGUUCGACGGUUGCAUCUACACGUGGUAGACUGGGUAUACAUAAAUUUCUACUCCAUCUGGCAAAGUGCAGUGGCUCAGUUUUAUUUCUAAGAGUAUCCAAAUCACCAUCGAAACGAGAUCAUGACUGUGACGGGAGGGGGACUGUGACUUCUAGAAAUAGGUACUGGUAUAGUAAGGAAGAUACCACAUAUGAUACCCAUCAC